GCUGUUUAGUUGAUAACGAUAGACGAUACUGACAAUACAGUGCAGAAGUUUUUAGUUUACGUUUACUCUAUAAUCUUUAAUGGUUACUUACAAUUAUACAAUUUUAUCUAAACCAAAUAAGUAGCUGAGCUGUUGAGCACUAUCCUAUCUUAAACAUUUCACACAUCUAUUCAGACAGAUUUAAAUAAGUAUUGGGACGAUUCAGAACAUUGGAAACGAAUUUUUAUCAUCAAGUGUACGACUUAACAAUGGAGUUCAGAAAGUACUUGCUGCAUUACAGGAGACUGUCAAGUCACCACAUUCAAGAACUAUGGUCCAACGUUCACAAGAAUGGAAUAAAAGCGGACUACUUGAGAGACAUACUGAUGUUCUAUCUACAGCAUCGUGUAUAUCCACCAGUUGUACAGAAAUCUUUUGACUCACUUGUUAUGAAACUGAUGGACCAACAAGCUACAAAGAAGAUGAAAAAUGUUAUCAUACAAAUAAUCAGUGAAAUUGUUCACUGUUUGGCUCCAAACGCAGUUAUCGAUGGAAUUUUCAUGCAUGGGAGCAGUUCAAUGAACAUGGACUUAUUAAACUGCCUCCUUGUGAAUCCAGUCUUACCUAAAUUGGAAAGCAGGAUCAUUGAAAGAGUCAUAAGUCUUCUCCAGGAGAGCAAAUUAAAUGUUGUAUCAAUGGAAGAUCGUUGUAGAGCACUUGUUUUCCUAACCACCACCUGCCCACUCGACUUAUGUGAAAUGCUAAACCAGCAAAUCAUUGAAUGGCUACAAUAUUCGCAAUCCAAAUCAACAUCUCAGAUUUUCUUCAGAUCAGAUCUCACUGAACUGGAUGGUAGUCCUCCGGCAUCCCUCACAACUGUUCUUAGUCAGAGUAGUAAUAUGACAACAGAUCACGUGAUGAGUGUAAUUGUCUUCUCUCAAAUAAGACAAUGGCUGUCGUCAUCACGAAGCUGUGUGAGAGAGGACCUUUUGGUUGUGGUAUUUUCUCACUGCAGUGUGCUGGUGGAGCAAAGCAUGAGAAAGGCGACUGUACAGGAAGACAUUCUGUUACAAGUUGCAGUUCGUUGUGAAGUCCUGGACAUUUUACACACGAUUGUGGAAAUUCGACCAAAUCUCUACAAAGAUGCUCUGAUUAUCGUCAAGCAGCUUGAAACGUUGAAUGACUCUUACUUGCAAAUACGAAUAUGGAGGUUUUAUUUGUGUUUUGACAAAUAUGGAUGUGCUGAUCGUGUAUCGGAGAAGAACAUGCAAAAUCUUAUCUCGAAGUCGAUUUCAAAUGGAACAAAGUGCUAUGAAAUAGCGAGCCUACUUGUAGAAAAGUCCGAUGCCCUGAGGCCAUUGUUCAUCAAAUAUCAUUCGAAUUUUUUGAAGAUGUUCGCCAUGCAUCCUCAUGCACUACUAGAGGAGUACUUGCAACUAAUCCAAUUCCUAACUUGCGAUAAAGACUUCAUUGUUGAGAUAUUCCACCGAAUCUUAGACCUUCCAGUGCAAUCAGCCACAAUUUGUGUGAGCCAAACUACUGCUCUCAUACAAGCUGGAUACUCGGAUCCAGUUCUCGUGAAGAUGCAUCAAACUGUGCAAACGGCCGGCUUCAAAGAGUGCUCCGAUCAUUUCAUGAUGGCAUGUUCCUCUGGCGAUCACACGUCUCAACUCAUACAUCUGUAUCCAGACUAUUUUGCCUUGAUGGAAAAUUUAAGUAGUCAAGGUCUAGUACAGACAUGCAGUCAAGCUGUGCCUUUGCUUCUUGACAAGUUCCUUUUAGAGACUCUGAAAUCACAUGAUUCAGCAGAAAAACUUCUUCCCGACAUGCUUAGAAGAAUGGCUCUGAUAUUUGAAGUUCCUGGCUAUAAGGAGCAGAUCCACACGAUAUUCUGGAAUCAUCUGAGGACCAUAUUUGAUGCGUACAUUGAAUUGAUCAAUCACGAAUCAGUAUUGCAGUUUAUAUCCAAUGUCAAGAACAUGGAGCUUUCGCCGAGUGUCUACAUGUGUCUGGUGACAGCAGUUGGAAAUUACACCAAAAAGCCUGAAUUACUGUCAGAGCAUUUUGAGAUAGUAGAAUGUGCUCUGUGGGAGAUGCUCACCAACAAAAAAAUGCAGGAGCCACAAAAAGAUACAAUUGAUCACAUGAGUCAGAUGGUCACUGCACUUGCCAAGCUUUCUUGUAGGAGUCAAGAUCUUCUUCCCAGAGCACUGCUGUCGUUGAAUAGAGUAAUUGCUCAAGCAAGUACGCUGCGAGCAGCUGAGCUCACCAAGCUAAGCCAGCUCGCAUCCCUGCUCAAAAAUCCAAAUAUCGCAAGUGUUGUGCUGGCACCAUCUUCAGAAACUGAUGAAACAAUGGCUGUUAUGUUGAAAGCAGUUUCUGUGUUCAUGGAAUCUUGACGAAAGUCCUUACAAUCGCUCCGAUGAAAUCUGUUAAUGUUAACACUAUGAAGGACUUCUAUUAUCAGCUCCCUUCAAUUUUGUUAUAUGACAAUAUCUUACUAAAUGAGACUGAAUUUUAUAUCAAUAAAUUAAUAUUUUAUAUUAUUAUUAUUAUUAUUAUUAUUAUUAUUAUUACUAUUAUGCCAAAGGUUUGAAAUAAAUUUUAUCAUAUGUUA
Molecule: messenger RNA, 2596 nt
Organism: Nilaparvata lugens (brown planthopper)
Lineage: Eukaryota; Metazoa; Arthropoda; Insecta; Hemiptera; Delphacidae
Exons: 13
Coding region: 249-2378 (709 amino acids)
Cellular component (GO): AP-5 adaptor complex
Source: RefSeq, a predicted model, not a curated record